AUGGUCAGUAAAUACGAAGGAAAUGCAAUAGGAAUAGACCUUGGAACAACCUACUCGUGUGUUGCUGUUUGGUUGGAGAAAAAAAACAGUGUUGAGAUUAUCCACAAUGAUGAAGGAAACAAAAUCACACCUUCUUUUGUUGCUUUCACUGAUGGUCAAAAAUUAGUUGGUGAUGCUGCUAAGGAUCAGGCUGCUAUCAAUCCAGAAAACACUGUCUUUGAUGCUAAAAGGUUAAUUGGUAGAAAGUUUAAUGAUCCCGAUGUUCAAAAGGAUAUUAUGUUGUGGCCGUUCAAGGUUAUUUCGGGUGUAAAUGACAAACCUAUGAUUACUGUUAAGUAUAAAGGUCAAGAGAAGCAACUUUGUGCUGAAGAAAUCUCAUCUAUAGUCCUCACAAACAUGAAGGAGAUUGCUGAGGCUUAUUUGGACUCGCCCGUUAAAAAUGCAGUUGUGACUGUGCCUGCUUAUUUCAAUGAUUCUCAACGAAAAGCAACCAUGGAUGCUGGUGCCAUUGCUGGCCUUAAUGUUAUGAGGAUAAUUAAUGAACCUACUGCUGCAGCCAUUGCUUAUGGCCUUGACAAGAGAGACAAGAGAGAUAAUGUCUUUGAAGUUAAAGCAACAGGUGGAAAUACUCAUCUUGGAGGCGAGGAUUUUGAUAAUAGAAUGUUGAACUACUUUGUUCAAGAAUUUAAAAGGAAGAACAAUGUGGAUAUUACUAGUAAUCCUAGAGCCCUGAGGAGGUUGAGAACUGCUUGUGAAAAGGCAAAAAGGACACUCUCUUUUAAAUUGGUUACCAAUAUAGAGAUUGAUUAUUUAUGUGAGGGCAUUGAUUUCUCUUCUUCAAUCACUCGUGUUAAGUUUGAGGAAAUUAAUAUGGACCUUUUUAAUGAGUGUAUAAAGACUGUGGAAAGUUGUCUUACGGAUUCUAAGAUUGAUAAGAGUAGUGUAGGUGAUGUUGUUCUUGUAGGUGGCUCGUCUAGGAUUCCCAAAGUGCAACAACUAUUGAGUGACUUUUUCGAUGGAAAAGAUUUGUGCAAGAGCAUCAAUCCUGAUGAGGCUGUUGCUUGUGGUGCUGCGAUUCAGGCUGCUUUGUUGAGUAAAACCAUUAAGAAUGUUCCAAACUUGGUGUUGCGAGAUGUUACACCCUUGUCACUUGGUGUUUCCCUUGUAGGUAACAUAAUGGGUGUGGUGAUUCCUAGAAACACUUCUAUACCGGUUAAGAAGACAGAAAGAUAUGUAAUCGGUAAGGAUAACCAAUGUAGUGUCCCAAUUAUAGUUUAUGAGGGUGAGAGAGCAAGCGUUAGUGACAACAAUUUGUUUGGUUUUUUUAUUCUCUCUUGCAUUCCUGCUCCUUGUGGCCAUCCCUUAGAUGUAACCUUUGCGAUAGAUGAAAAUGGUAUCCUAACUGUUUCUGCUAAGGAAAUAUCCACUGGAAAUACAAAUGAAAUCACGAUAACUAAUGACAAAGAAAGGUUAUCACAUGAUGAAAUUAAGAAACUGAUUCAAGAAGCAGCUCAGUAUCGUGCUGAAGAUGAGAAAUUCCUAAGGAAAGCAAAGGUAAUGAAUGCAUUAGAUUACUGUGUUUACAAGCUUAGAGAUACUUUAAAGAAGAAGGAUGUUAAAUUAAAGCUCCUUCCUCGAGAGAAAAGCAAGAUCAGUCGUGCAAUUACCGUGGCUACUAAAUUGCUUGAUAAGAAUAACCAGCUCAAUGAAAUAGAUAUUCUUGAGGAUCAUCUGAAAAAGCUUAAGAGUGUGUUUGGAUGA
Messenger RNA from Vicia villosa (hairy vetch), 1761 nucleotides. Its product is annotated as heat shock cognate 70 kDa protein-like. Gene Ontology annotation, cellular component: cytoplasm. The coding region runs from base 1 to 1761 and encodes 586 amino acids. The transcript has 3 exons. Gene Ontology annotation, biological process: protein refolding; cellular response to unfolded protein. The record is from RefSeq and is a predicted model, not a curated record. Lineage: Eukaryota; Viridiplantae; Streptophyta; Magnoliopsida; Fabales; Fabaceae. Gene Ontology annotation, molecular function: misfolded protein binding; ATP-dependent protein folding chaperone; heat shock protein binding.